AUGGGCCCCUGCGCCCCGGAGCCGGCCGCCGCGCCGGCAGGGCCUGGGGAGCCCGAGGAGCCCGAGGAGCCGGGAGAGCCCGAGGGGCCGGGGGAGCCCACGGCAGCUCCAGUCGAGGCGGAGGAGCGGGCAGCGGAGGCGAGGCAGGAAGAGGAAGAGGACUCAGACAGCGAGAAGGGCCCACCCCAAGCAGAGCCUGAAGAAGAGGAUGGAGAGGCCUUCUCCUUUAAAUACAGCCCUGGGAAGCUGAGGGGGAACCAGUAUAAGAAGAUGAUGACCAAAGAAGAGCUGGAGGAGGAGCAGAGAGUUCAGAAGGAACAGCUGGCUGCCAUCUUCAAGCUCAUGAAAGACAACAAGGAGACGUUUGGCGAGAUGUCAGAUGGCGACGUGCAGGAGCAGCUCCGGCUCUACGACAUGUAGCCUGUCACCUGCUAGGCCCCUGGAGACCCCGCAAGACCCCGCGGCUGCUGUGCCUCAACUCUGUCCCGACCCUCAACCUGUGCACUUGAUUUCCAGACUUCUGUAGGCGUAAUUUUGUCAUAGAUGCAGGCACACAUUCUCUAUCUACAGGCAUCACGAGUGUCCUCUUCACAGGGGGAGUCCCUGACCGCUUCGGCUUCUGCUGACUGCAGAGGUUGGAGCUGCUGUCAGGGGAGGCCCUGAGGUCUUAGCCAGAUCCAAAGUCAGCCUUCUGCACAGACCCAGGCAGGCAGUGGUGCAGGAGGGCUUGGCACCCAGCUGGUGAUGUGGAAAGGAUUCAGGGUGCUGUGGGGAACCCCAGGAUCAGUGCCUGUUGCCUGAGUGUCUCAUUCUGCCUUAGAAGGACUUCUGGAGGCUUCUGUAACUGUAGGGAAGCAAGCAGUAGGGGAGCAUUCUUUUAGCAAAAAGUCUAACGUGGGUGGGUGCCAGUGGCUCAUGCCUAUAAUCCCAGCACUUUGGGAGGCUGAGAU
Messenger RNA from Otolemur garnettii (small-eared galago), 950 nucleotides. RefSeq names its product matrix remodeling associated 7 (gene MXRA7). The record is from RefSeq and is a predicted model, not a curated record. The coding region runs from base 1 to 420 and encodes 139 amino acids. The transcript has 5 exons. NCBI's taxonomy places the organism in Eukaryota, Metazoa, Chordata, Mammalia, Primates, Galagidae.